AUGUCACAAAGAUAUAUCACCGAAUUAUUUGUAAGUGAUAAACGUAAACGUAUUUUGGAUGAUUUUGCUGAACGGACAUCAGCGCAUGGUUGCAUUUUAGCUAGUAAAUCACAAAAUGCAUUCAUGCGAUUUUUUUGGAUUAUUGCUAUACUAUUAGCAUGGAUUAUUUGUACUUAUCAAAUUUGGAUAUCUAUUGAUAAGUAUUAUCAAUAUCAAACGGUUGUAUCUAUUCAAAUACGUCAUAUGACAAAUAUUAUCUUCCCUGCUGUAACUAUAUGUAAUUUAAAUCCAAUUCGUGCAAGUUGGUUGAAAAAAGUUUUUCCGGAAACAUUUAUUCGUGAAAAUAGGAAAAUUGAUGAUUUUCAUAAAUUUACGGAACAACAAUGGAAGGAUUAUGAAGAACGGCAUCGUUUGGCGGAACAUAUCACACCUGAAAUGCGUAUUAUUCACAAACAUCUUCGUUUAAUUUUCGAGAAAAAUAUAAAUUUAUCAAUUGCCGGACAUGAUAUUAAUCAUAUGCUAAUUGAUUGCACAUAUCAAUCAGCUAAAUGUAGUGCAAAAAUUUCACCAGCAACAAAUCAGCAGUAUCAUGGAUUUGUAGGACCAUUAUAUGGUUUAUCAUUAACACUAUAUGUUGCUGAUAAUGAAUAUCUUGCCAGACAUUCACAGGGUUCCGGUUUCAAAGUAGAAAUACAUCCUGCUGAAUAUAUUCCAUUUCCGGAAGAUAAAGGUUUUACAAUAUCACCAGGUGUUAUGACAUCUGUUGGUAUUAAACAAAUGCGAGUUACACGAAUGCCAUUACCAUAUGAUGGAACAGAUUGUGGUGAUUUUGGUGAUAACAUUGAAAAUGAUGGAUUAAAAUGGAUGAAUGCAUCGUUAUAUCAUAAAAGAUAA
Messenger RNA from Loa loa (African eye worm), 894 nucleotides. RefSeq lists its product as hypothetical. Lineage: Eukaryota; Metazoa; Nematoda; Chromadorea; Rhabditida; Onchocercidae. Gene Ontology annotation, biological process: sodium ion transmembrane transport. Bases 1 to 894 code for a protein of 297 amino acids. The transcript has 8 exons. Gene Ontology annotation, cellular component: membrane. Gene Ontology annotation, molecular function: ligand-gated sodium channel activity. The record is from RefSeq and is a predicted model, not a curated record.